ACUCUCCUCGUCAGUCUUCUGAAUCAUCGAGUUCACAAAUUAAUGGAUAAACGGAGAAUCUCAACAACAUGUGGCUGAUGUUAUUGUUCUUCCUGAACGUGAACACACAGACAAACGCUCUCCAGGUGAUUGGAGGAAACAGGACUUUGGUGCAAGGACGUACAGUUACAUUCAACUGCAAACUUGUUGACGCCACAGAGACCCUCACCCAGAUUACAUGGCAGAGGACGACCAGAGUUAAAAAAAAUAAUGAUUUCUUGACUGUUCGGGAAACAAAUGGACCAGUGUAUGUGAAUGGACGCGAUGAUCGAAUCAAGUUUAUUGGGAGCUUCAAUGGCCAUAAUGGAUCUAUUCAAAUCUCCAAUGUCUCAUUGCUGGAUGAAGGCAUCUACACUUGCAUCUUCACUUUGUUCCCCAGCGGAAUUCACAACACACAUAUACAUCUGGAUGUACUCGUGCCUCCUGUCAUACGUGUGGAGAAUAACCGUCCUACUUUGGCUGAUAAGGAAGUUUGCAUUGCCACCUGCACGGCUGCUGAUUCCAAGCCUCCGGCAAACGUGAGCUGGCUCACAGGUAGCUUAGCAGAAAACUUGAUGGCAACAGCCAACUCCACACCUCAAGACCAUGGUAAGACUACCACAGUCAGCUACCUGUUUGGAGUACCUACCAUGGGAAUCAACCAACAGGUGGUCCACUGUGUCGUCACCAGUCCAGCCCUGUCGAAAGAGGCAGAGAUCCCCUUUACUAUACAAGUUUACUUUGCACCUAUGGAAGUGACAAUUGUUGAAAAUCCUGAAGAAGACUCAUUUCAAUGUGAAACUGAUUCCAACCCCAAACCAGAAUUUAACUGGACCAGAGUUGACCAAGCGUGGCCGCAGUCUGGUGUCAGAGUCGAGGAUGGAACGCUGCAGUUUCUGAAAAGGAGCUCUCACCUGAAUGGCCUCUACCAGUGUACCGCAUUUAACCAAUAUGGAAGAAGCAGUGUUUACAUCUUUAGAUCUGUGAUUCCAGAACCCUGCACUGUUUGUUGGAUCUUAUUUUCUCUUCUGAUCGUCCUUAUCGUAGCGGCAGCAGUGUGGUAUCUUUGGAAAUCUGACAAACUUUUUUUUUUACGUUCAAGGAGAGUCCCGGUCACACGUAGGGAGACGGAGGUGAUAAAUCCUGACGAGGCGCCUUCUCCUGAGGACCUUUGAGAAGCAGAAGAAACGGGAGCAUGACACCCACCUCUGCUACAUACGUGUUCGUCCAGUGAACUGGUGCAACAGCGCAGGUGCAUCAGUUAAAGGGAUAGUUGACCCCAAAAAAGGAAAUUCACUCACUCGAUGGACAGGGGGGUUGAAGUGUUCACAAAACCUUUUUGGAGUGCCAGUGGUUUGUGGAGGAUCAUACAGCACGUUCACAUAUACACACGGAACAUAGUUACACAAAAAAAAUCUGAAGAAUCUGCAAUUGAUUAUUGAAUUUCUAUACGUACACUGUAUUUACGUAGUUAAUUUUUCCUUGAACAUUUUUUGAUAUGAUUAGAAACGUUAAAUGCUUAUAAGAUAUCAAAAACAAAAUAUAUAUGAAAACUAAGUAUUACUUCGUUCUGCAUGUAAACAAACUUACUAAAGAUUUGUGAGAAAUUUGAAGAGCAAACUUAUAGUGAUAAAAGUACUAAAUACACAAGUUUUUAUACAAAGAUAAAAACCAGAGACUGUGUCACAACAUUAUUGUGUUUAGAAUAACAACGCUUCUCUUGAAUAGAACUCAACUGAAGCUGAGUCAGAGUAUUGUAUACCUCAAGUGGUUACGUAUUUCACUGGAUAUUGUUUUGAUAUGUCAAGGCAGUGUGGAACAAGCUUUCAAUAUGUUUACAAUCAAUGUGUUGUUUGUUCGAGUACCUCAACUGAAGUCAGACUGAAGUCAACAGUGACGUUCUGUGUUACAUCAAUACAAUGAAGAGAAAAAAGGAUAAGAUGAAGUCAAUACAAUUUUGCUGAAUGAUCUGAGAAAGAAAUGCAACACCAGCUCCGAAAUGCAUUUCAUAGUUAUCAUCAUCGUUAUUAUAAUUAUUAAGAUAUUAUUAAGACAUUUCACCAUUUUCAGUCGUUAAACGUUCAUACUGGGGGGAUUCUGUGGGUUGUUACUUUACAUCCAGGUAAACCAGUAGGUCAUUAAACACUACAAUUAAAGGAUUCAUCAUCUGGGCAGCUUUCGAAUUUCUAAAUAGUUUUGGUUUCAGAUUUAGUCUUUAGUCGUCAUGUUUUUGAUUCUUUUUACUUCUUUUUGUUUUGCUAGCCUAUUUAUUCUUUCUUACUUAUUUAAGCUUUAUAUCUUUAUUAAUGACUAAUAAGUACUUAUACGUUUUGGUUUUGAAACUAAGUGAUUUCCGUCCACAAGAGCAUUUUAGCUCUGCGUUCUUAAUAAUCCUCAGUAACAUUUAGUUUAGGUGCACAAAAACUCUGUAUUGGUGUGGAGGACAGAUUUAAACAUAGCAUAAGGACGUUUUAAUACAAAGGUAGUAGUGUGGAUGUAACCUAUGUUUGUGUCCUGUAAGUUUAAAGUGAGGGGGAUGGUAAACUACUGCUUCUAUUUUUUGUUUUAUUUAAUCAGCAAAGUAACCAAAUUUGUUCUAUCUUUUCCGCUUUUUAAAGGCUGAAAACAUUGUUGCAUAGUGUGCUCUGUUUAUGUUUGUGUUAUUUUGAAAAGGAAUCAAAGAUACCCUUUCAAUGAAGUGCUGAACUGUUUUUUGCUUGUUCUGUGUCUUAACAUUUCACACUUUACCCGUGCGUGUUUUUAAGUUCUAUCUCCUGUUUACUAAUGCACUAGUUAGGAUUACUGUCAUUUGCACUUAUAUAACAAUAAAAGCGAGAUAAGCAUUACAA
Limanda limanda (common dab) is the source of this 2867-nucleotide messenger RNA. RefSeq names its product nectin-3-like protein. NCBI's taxonomy places the organism in Eukaryota, Metazoa, Chordata, Actinopteri, Pleuronectiformes, Pleuronectidae. The transcript is spliced from 8 exons. Gene Ontology annotation, cellular component: adherens junction. The record is from RefSeq and is a predicted model, not a curated record. The coding region runs from base 69 to 1193 and encodes 374 amino acids. Gene Ontology annotation, biological process: homophilic cell-cell adhesion; heterophilic cell-cell adhesion.